Macroventuria anomochaeta is the source of this 872-nucleotide messenger RNA. RefSeq lists its product as uncharacterized. The coding region runs from base 168 to 668 and encodes 166 amino acids. Lineage: Eukaryota; Fungi; Ascomycota; Dothideomycetes; Pleosporales; Didymellaceae. The transcript has a single exon. The record is from RefSeq and is a predicted model, not a curated record.
UGAUAAUCAGCCCCACAACGAGAGACGCUCAUAGUGUUGUUACUCCUCCUGUCACUAUAAUGUGUGACCUGACGACAUCAUUCUCGCGGUCAAUAUCCGGUCAAAUGAUGGCAGGUCCAGACGUCCCUCGCUCCUGACAGGAGGUAGCAAGCACGGCAGCUGGAAGGAUGGGAUGUGAACAGAGAUGCAAAGACCGGUUAGUCGGCGGUGUUGAACGUUUCGAGCUUUCAGCCACGUUACAAGGAUGGCAAGGGCACGCAGAUCUCUUCACAGUUGGAACUGGCCCCGGUAGGUUCAGCGAGGCAACGGCCAGCCCAAAGUCUCUUGGAAAGGUCAUCUCCCCGCAUGGUGGAGGUGCUCGCUUGCGCCCGUCAGCAAAAGCAUCAAAUGUUAUUCGCAGUGAUCUUUUACUGGCCCAGGCGAAAUUGACCGAACAGCACCUCUGCAAUGCAAAAAUUCUUGCAUCUGCGUACAAACCUCAUCUCCCGUCGAUCAAAGUCUCUAAAGUAACAUGUUUGAUGCUGCAUCGGAUCCGGGUUUUCAAGACUGGUAGUGCGCGGAGUGGAAACGCGGACGGACUGACAAACUCAAAAGAGCACGACCCCGAAGUUGGCUCCCAGAGGGUUCCCGCACUGAUCUCGGCUGGUACCGAGGAGCUCCGACGAUGACAGCUUCCGGCUGAAGUUGUGUGAUCAACUUUCGACACCAAAGUCUACCAACUUGAAUCGCAGUUGCAAGAUGACAUCGGAUAUGGCUUUGCCGAGAUCUGUCUGUGUGACACUGCUAGCUCCUUGCGCAAGAAUUGACAAGCAUCUCACCACAGACGAGGGUGAAUCAGCCCAAAGAUAUCAGCGUGCUAGCAUGAAUCGGAG